AUGAAGCUCCCCGAGCCCAAAGUCGCUUUGGACAACAUCUGUUCGGUCAUUUACAACAACGUCCUUUACACAUAUUCUUCCGGUGCUUUCCAGUCGCUUUCGCUCGAAGAAGGAGCCCAAUGGAAGACCUUGGCGCAAGGCGAGGCAGUGACAGGUGCUGUCUGCGUUGGCUCCAACCCCACCGAUGCUAGCAAGGCCGGCUUGUACAUUGUAGGAGGCAAGGGCACGUCAACAGAUUAUCAUGGACUUCAAAAGUUCACCUACGCGACAGGAAAAUGGGAGUCCAUCUCACCACAGGACCACGUCACCCAGGACCGUCUUCUCCACGGAGCAACAUACCUCCCUGGAACUGACCAGAUUAUCAUGUACGGGGGCAGUCAGGAUGGUGCGACCCUCGGGGAACCCUUGCUGAAGGACACGACUGCGAUCCGCGCGAUCAUCAUGAACGGAGACGACGGAAGCAAGAGCUUGUAUACAUUUGACCUUUCCGUUGCGCCAAACGUGGUCAAGCGCAUGGUUCUCAUCGACGCGGCGGGCACACCCGUGACCAACUCCCAGGCAGUAUCGAAGGCGAAGGCGCGCAGAGUGGACGGCGAGAUUGAGAAGCGCGCAUCUUUGACCCUGAGCGACUGGCCCGCUUACAACAGCACCCUGGCGCCUACGGGCACCCGAUCCAACUACGCUCUUGCCCAGGGUUCUGAUGGAACCGUCGUUUUCUCAGGAGGAUCAGGUGCCGUCGACGAUGUUCUUUGCAUCUUCAACGCGCGCCAAAACAGCUGGGAAGAUGCCGCCCAAAAGCUGAACGAGCAGGAGGUUCUCGCCACAAGCGAAUCGACGAGCAGCACCACUGCGAGCUCAACCGCAACGAGCUCCAGCUCCAAAUCUAGCACUUCGGCCAGCUCCAUGUCUACACUUCCUGCGUCGGCAUCAGCCUCUGCGUCUGCGUCUGCCGCCGCGACUCUCUCCGCCUCUGCAUCUUCAUCUGCCAGCACCGAGACAGCUGCUGCUGCUGGUGCCCCCGCCGCAGUCAGUGCUAACGCUAUACUUGGUAUUGUCCUUGGCACCAUUACCGGUAUCAUGCUCCUCCUAGGCCUGAUCCUCUUCUGCAUCCGAAAGCGUCGUGGCAAGAACCAGCAAAACGUGGAGGGCGGCCAGGACCCGAGGGGCAUGAGCCCCAGGGGGUUCCCCGAUGAGAAGGCUGGACUUGGAUACGGCAACGACGAUUUCAACUCUGGUCCUCACUUCCGUGGUCAUCAGCAACAAGACUCGGCCGGAUCAUUCUCCUCCAUGGCGAUUUUGAUGGGCAAGGUCAACGGCAACGCACCCAAGUCUGCCGGUGUUGCUCGCAGUGGAAGCAAGCGUGAUACAUCCAACAGCUUCUUCAAGAGCACCAUCGGCAAGCCCCUUCCUCAGAUGAACGAGGCACCGGCCCUUGCACCCCCUUCCCGCGAUGAAAAGGGUGUUUCGUUCGCCGCCGACGUGGUCGAGCCUCGCCCUACCCCGCGAGGAGCUCCCGUCGGUCGUGCUGGGGAGACGCGCAGAAGCUCUGGCUGGAAUCGUUACUGGUCCGGCGGCAGCGCGCUCAACAUUCUCGGAUUUGGCAACUCUAAGCGUACAACCGUCGAUUCUGAGACCUCUCACUACUCCAACACUCCCAAGAACCGCAUCACGCAAGACUCCGCUACCGUCCCUCCUCUGCACCUCAUUACCCAGGACUUGUCUACUGUUCCGCCUAUUCAGCACGAUGGCCGGCCAGAACUGAGCCGUGUCGUCUCUGGCAGCCCGACGGUGUCAAACUACUCGAACCAGAUUCCCUUCCGCGAUGGAGUCUCUGGCAAGAUCGAAUCCCCCCGAAGACCCACAUCGAACGCAUCUUCAGGGUACUCGAGCGGUAUCCCCGAGAGUGUUCGGGACACGUGGGAUCCUACCGGCCCCUCAAGGCCCUGGGGAGCGGACCGCGCUCCAAGCAGUGUUUAUGCCGAGAGCCUUUAUCCCACGUCGCUAGCUCCAAGCCUCCCGCAACGGCAAACGCAGACCAGUGCUCCCAACGGUGUUAGCCAACAGCCGCCCCUCGCCCUGGCAGCCACCUCUUCAGACAUGAGUUGGUUGAACCUGGGCGAGAUCAACAAGCAAAACCGUCUCUAG
Colletotrichum fioriniae is the source of this 2145-nucleotide messenger RNA. NCBI's taxonomy places the organism in Eukaryota, Fungi, Ascomycota, Sordariomycetes, Glomerellales, Glomerellaceae. The record is from RefSeq and is a predicted model, not a curated record.